AGGAGUUUUUUGAAAAGAGAAGGAUGCAGAAGAAGCUGAUUCAUCUGCAGCCACCAGCAUCACCAAAGGGAGGCAACGCUGGCAACAUAGACCUGCUUACAAUGUUUAUUGUCAACCAGAUUGCAUUAAAGAAAGAACACACUGGUAAACCUAAAAUAGCUCAUCUGACCAGUUUGAAAGGAACUCAAAAAUGUAUGGGACAGGAGCCCUUAGAGUUGCCAAUGAGUCCUUGCUCUCCAUCACGCUUGAGCCUGGUACAAAGCGAGCCACAUUACAGUGUCCACACGGUGGGUUUGAAAAAGAGAAAACAGAGUCUUCUGGAAGAGUUCAAGUUUAAGGCGCUCUCACCUGUGUUGGAAGCCAACCAGUCUGACAACAGUGCUUCAGACUAUAAGCAAAGACACCACCAUCAUCAGGGCAGUGUCAGUUCCUUCUCUUCAGCCUCCCCAACCCCUUCAGAGGCCUUUCAGUCCAAAUCCACGUACCACAUCUCCUCUCCAUCUUCAUGGGAGCCCUCUUGCACAACAACCGUUCAGUUUACACAUUUCUCCAAGCCAAUGGGGGUAUAUACGUGUGAUCCUUGGGCAACUGUGCCUCAUCAAACACAACCUGCUCAGAUCAGCCCAGCAGCUGGAGCCCAGUUUGGCCGCACAUUAAAUAGCACAGAAAACAAUGGGCCUUUGAUAUAUUCAGCUGAUGACUACCCACUUAACUCUUCAGAAAGGAAUGAUCAGCAAGACAAGCCACUAUUCUUGGGGUUCAGCAGCGAAGGAUAUGAAGGUCAAGACCUUUUUAGUGAAAGAACAAUUAAGAUUCACCUUCAGGAGGAGCCAUCCCCUCCACCUACAGGAGCACAUGAUUUCAGUGAAUCAUUCAACAGGGACUACAGUGCUGAUUUCUUGCCUCAGCCUCUUGUUUCAAAGCAGGGAUUUACAUUUGCUGACUGCAGACCAUGUAGUGCACAUAGCAGUGUCUGCAAAAAUUCCUAUGAAGUGCCAAUAGGCUAUUCUCCAAGAGUGGGCUGCAUCAGUCUGGAUACCACUGAGACACAAAGUGUCAGAAUACGUGAGAAGACAUCUCCAAGGACACGAGAUACGGGAACACAAACUGCAGCUGUUGCCACUUCAACAUCUCAAGAUGUUUCAGUACAGUGUUGUCUUUUGAAAGCAGAAAAGAGGCUGAGUAUUUCCACUGAGCACACAGUUCCCCAUAACAGUGCACAUAAGAAAAAGAAAGCUACCGCUUUCACCACUAGGAGGCAGACUAGUAAAAGCAAUGAAAGUCUUCCAAAUGUUACUCAGUGUACUCUAUCAGAAAUCCAUAAAGUAAAGUGGAACACGCCCUGGAAGAUGCCAACAACAAGGGAGGCCACACAGCAGGCACCAGCAGCAAUCACAGGACAGGAAAGUUCAUGCAAAACUGUGAUUCAAGCAUGCGCAAGCCAACAUCCCUUACCUACACUUCACUGCUCCUACGCUAAUGCCCCAGAAACAAAAGUGAAUCUGCCAGGGAAUAUGGUGGUGAGAGGAGAAAGGUGUGAAGGUCACAAGGAGGCAAGCGUGAAUCAAAACCCUGCUGAGAUCGCCUGGAGCACAGAGGGACACGGCAGAGAAGGUGUGAACUGGGUCUCUGGGGAGACGGAAACUCUUCAGGAAAUUGCAGACAUUCUGCUGAUGCUCAAGCAGAAAAAUAAGCAUCCAUGAUAAGGGAGGAUGACUCAGACUUGCUUUGUAUGUUGUAAGUUGACAUCUGUUGCUAUUUUAUGUGCUCUUAGGUGCACUGCAUUUACUUGAUUGAAUGAUUAAAUGAUUUCCACAUGAAUAAAAUUAAAAUUUUACUUAUUUACUCUGAUUACCUACUUUUGAAUAAUAGCGUUGAAGUAAUAUAUUUUAUUCAUUUGGAAAUAAUUUUGAAUCAAGCUAAUUCAGUGCAUCCCUUUUUUCAGUGUAGCCACUUAUGUGUCACAUUGCCUUCAUGUGGCAUAGUUGAAUACUACACAGUAUCCUUUGAGAGUUAAAAAACAAAAUUUUACUUGGACAGUUAUUUCUUUUUUAUUGUUUAAAUUUUCAAAUGUCAUGAAUAUAUUUAGUUUUAUACAAUAUAAAUCUAGCAAAACAUUUACAGCAACAAUAAUCAAAUUUACUGUACAACACUAUCCAUAUUUUAUAUUCACUAGUUUUCAUUGACUGUAGAAACACUGCUUUGUAGAUAAUAAAGGUAAUAAUUUAACAUAAAAAAAAAAACACGCACACACCCAUUCACUAGAAACAUUAGCUGUGUCACUUCAGAGUAACACAAUGAGUUGCUGACUUUGGAGCAUUCUCCGUAGUCAAGUACAUUCUAAAAACACAUAUCUGACACGCUGUAAUCUCUGAUCGGUAAAGCUCUGUUUUCACAGAGUCAUGAUAAACAAGCAUGAAUGUAUUACACUCAACCAUCUCCUCCCUUGGUUUAAUGCCAUAAUCAGAACUGAUAUGAGCUGACCUGAUUAAAAUCGCACUUCAACACUGUCACUUUAUAGUGUGCUUCUCCCUUUUGCCCAAACUCAGCAUGCUUCAGUGUUAAACAUGAAAACACAAUCAUGUAUCAGUUUGCGCUAA
This is a messenger RNA of Pygocentrus nattereri (red-bellied piranha), 2600 nucleotides long. RefSeq lists its product as uncharacterized. The transcript has 12 exons. The record is from RefSeq and is a predicted model, not a curated record. Bases 24 to 1703 code for a protein of 559 amino acids. Lineage: Eukaryota; Metazoa; Chordata; Actinopteri; Characiformes; Serrasalmidae.